CCCCCGCUGCGGAACGGCAGCGUGCUGCUGCAGUGGGGGCUGCGGCACUGGGGGGCUCCCGCGCCGCGCCCCUCCGCCGCCCUGCGCGGCUUCGUGCUCAACUGCUCCUGGGACGGCACCUACACGCGCUUCCCCUGCGACAGCGUGGAGCUGGGAGCCGCGUGUCGCGACUACCUGCUGGCCGAGGCGCACGGCGGCGUGCGCUACCGCCUGUGCCUGCGGCCGCGCUUCGCCCCGCCGCGCCCCGCGCCGCCCGCGCAGUGCGUGGAGUUCCGCGUGGAGCCCGCGGCCAUGCGCGACAUCGUGGUGGCCAUGACGGCCGUGGGGGGAUCCAUCUGCGUGAUGCUCGUCUUCAUCUGCCUGCUGGUGGCUUACAUCACCGAGAACCUCAUGAGCCCCCGCGGAGGACGCGCGGCCGCCGCUGCGCGCCGCGCCUAGUGCGGGAGGAGGGGGUGCUGCUGCUGCUGCUGCUGC
Molecule: messenger RNA, 474 nt
Organism: Ficedula albicollis (Collared flycatcher)
Lineage: Eukaryota; Metazoa; Chordata; Aves; Passeriformes; Muscicapidae
Gene: FNDC10
Product: chromosome 21 open reading frame, human C1orf233
Exons: 1
Source: RefSeq, a predicted model, not a curated record